ACAGGCAGAGUGGAAGAGGGUAGCUGCUGCCCUAGCAGAGCCUUAUUUUGAUUUGCACUCUAAUUGACCCAAAUAAAGAGUGCUGUGCCACGAACAGAGGUUUUUCUCUUGGCUGCGUGGCCUCGGGGGGACAAGCACGCACGCGCGCGCGCGCGCGCAGCAGAAGCGGCGGCGGCAGCUGACGCAGAGACCCUUUCCUUGGAAAACCCCAUUUGCUGUCGUGCUCGUCCAAUCGGAUGCCCUCGGCUCGUAAAACGUUUGACUUGACGUUUUCACUGUAUACUACUGCUUCCGUCUCCCCGUGUCCUCCACUCCCUCUGGCACCGAGGAGAUCCCCGUCCCGCCUGUGCCAUGACUCCUCAUCUGAUCACAUCCCAGCAACAGCAGCGAGGCUUGAGAUGACUGCGCCGGUCGAUCUAAGGCACAGUCGAGACGGGAUAGGCUCGGUUUUUCUCGUGAAAAGGCGCAGUGAAAUUGGGGGGGGGAAAUGCAGGAGAAACUGACCGACACCCAGACUCCUGCUUCAUCGCGGGCAUCGUCGUUUUUUAUCGAGAACCUACUGAGCAAGGAGCGCGACGGGCAGGAAUCGGUGUCGGACAGCAGUCGAGGUGAAGCGAGUGCGGACUUGGUCUCUACUGGCCGAAUCCGGAACGCUCUUCCAGCGCCCCGUGUCUCAAGCUCCACGGCCCCCAGAGAGUCGCCGUUGCAGUGGCACCGCGGGGGGGCUGCUUUGAACUUUAGAGCGUUGGAAACACCGCACAGUCCAAGGGACAGUGCAAGUCUAGAGGAUCACUGCUGCUCCGUGACGACCAGUGACAGAGGUUCACCCGCCGUGUCCGAGCCGAUAACGGAGGGAAGCGACGAGACCGACAGGAGAGCAGGGGGCCGCAACCCGACGGACGACAACGAGGACGCGCCCCGUGCGUCGGUCACUCUGCCGGAGCAAGACACGUCGUCCGACCCGAGCUCCACUCGGAAGAAGAAGACCCGGACCGUGUUCAGCCGCAGUCAGGUGUUUCAGCUGGAGUCGACCUUUGAUGUGAAACGGUAUCUGAGCAGCUCAGAGAGAGCGGGGCUGGCAGCGUCCCUCCACCUGACGGAGACCCAGGUCAAAAUCUGGUUUCAGAACCGGAGGAACAAAUGGAAGAGGCAGCUGGCGGCGGACCUGGAAGCUGCUCACAUCCCAACGUCGACCCAGCGGAUUGUCCGGGUCCCCAUCCUGUAUCACGAGGGCCCCGCACCCACCGCGGCUCUUGGAUUCAACUUGACCGGACACCCAGUUUCUCCACCCGUUCCGGGUUUCUCCAGCUCAAUCAACUAUCCCCUGUCCUCGUUUGCUCACUCCAUGAGCAUGUUGAGAUCGCAGAUGACCGGCUUGGUGUAACGACUGGUAUCAAACUGCUCGUUAACAUGUUAACAACGCCGAACCGUGCAAUAGCCCAACAAUCCUGCAGGAAACUGCUGACUGCGCCCAAAGAGCCACAGAGACCGUGAUUGUGACGCAAAGUAAUGCAUCAUUCUUUCACCUUCUGUUCAUAAGCCUCCGCCCCUGUCACUGUACAGACUACGAUAACAGACAUUGGAGGCCGAAGGUGUUCAUAUACUGUACGUUUGAUUUUUUUUGUAAAAACUUUUAUAUUUAAAGACACUGAUUUUUCCAACGUUGUCACUUUUUUCACAUAAGUGAUGAAUAAAAUUAUUUUAAAAGA
Scophthalmus maximus (turbot) is the source of this 1709-nucleotide messenger RNA. It is a transcript of the gene hmx1, whose product is annotated as H6 family homeobox 1. NCBI's taxonomy places the organism in Eukaryota, Metazoa, Chordata, Actinopteri, Pleuronectiformes, Scophthalmidae. Gene Ontology annotation, molecular function: DNA-binding transcription factor activity, RNA polymerase II-specific; RNA polymerase II transcription regulatory region sequence-specific DNA binding. Bases 488 to 1384 code for a protein of 298 amino acids. The record is from RefSeq and is a predicted model, not a curated record. Gene Ontology annotation, biological process: negative regulation of DNA-templated transcription; regulation of transcription by RNA polymerase II. Gene Ontology annotation, cellular component: nucleus. The transcript has 2 exons.